Molecule: messenger RNA, 1050 nt
Organism: Fonsecaea erecta
Lineage: Eukaryota; Fungi; Ascomycota; Eurotiomycetes; Chaetothyriales; Herpotrichiellaceae
Exons: 1
Coding region: 1-1050 (349 amino acids)
Source: RefSeq, a predicted model, not a curated record
AUGAGCCUCUUCAGCGACAUCGUCAACUCGAUUGGGAGCGACAAGUCCCCGGCACCACCAAAGCCACCAGCAAGACCACUGAGUGCAAAUGCGCAUCGACCAAACCUCGACGUCAGCAAGCCUGGUCCCCGGCCCGGGUUACCGGCGGCCCCCUCGCUCCCGAAUGGCAUAAAGCGGAAGGCCGACGAGAGCUCGGCAAGACCGCCUGAGAAGCUCAUCAAACCGAAUCCUAUGCCUGGCUUGACCAGCACUAUCACGAAACGCCCUGUUGCUCCUCCUCUUAACGCCCCCAAACCUACCAAUGGAAAUGACGGAAAAUCUCUUUCCAUGCCCAGACCGAGGCUCGACACUCCGGUGACCUCAACGAAACCCGGCUCCGCGCCGUCCACCCCCACCACCGCGACAGCAAAAGGUCCAGCGAGGGGUUCGUAUGCAGAUUUGAUGGCUCGAGCCAAACAGGCGCAGGUGGAGCGACCUCAACAAAGCCAAAUUGGUUUGAUCAAACAUCAGGCAACCAAUCGAGAGAAGCCAUCCAAAUUGGCUGAGAGGAGACGUCAAGAAGAAGGCAAAGCAAAGGGAGCAAAGGAGAAAUCCGGUGGCGGCCGUUUGGCAAAUGGUGGUAAACAGCAGGAUAAAUCUCGAAGCGCUAGCCCCGCGAAGAAGACAGAUCAUCCCAAAGUCCCCAGAGCUCCUCGACCGCCAUUACAUGCUCCCGCUUCGUCCUCCUACAAAGGCACCAUAGGCACUGCUUCUGGUCGGUCCAAGCCUGCAGCCAAGCGUGGGCGCAGAUAUGAUGAAUACCUCGGCACUGACGAAGAAGACGAUUCGGAUGACAUGGGCGGAUAUGGGGAAGGCGAAGAAGACGAUUAUGGGUCUGAUGCAUCGUCAGAUAUGGAAGCCGGAGCGUUUGAUGUGUACGAAGAGGAGCAGGAAGCCCUCAAGGCGGCGAAGGAGGAGGAUGCCCGAGAGCUGGCCUUGGAAAACCAGUUGAAGCGAGAGAAAGAGGAGCGCCGCAAGAAGCUGAUGAGUCUGGCAUCGAAGAAGAGGUGA